AUGACCUGGUUCACCCUCCACCUCCUGAACCUUCUCUGGGCUGUGGCUGGGACCAGCACCUGGACCCAAAGCUCAUGCUCUGUUCCCCCGGCACAGCAGCCCUUGGUUAAUGGCAUACAAGUGCUCAUGGAAAGCUCUGUGACCAGCUCAGCCCACCCAAAUCCCAGCAUCCUGAUUGCCAUGAACCUGGCUGGAGCCUACAACGUGGAGGCCCAGAAGCUCCUGACUGACAAGCUCAUGGCCAGUGACACAGCCGACCUGACCAUUGCUCAGCUUGCCCUUACCAUCAUGGCCCUCAACUCCUCCUGCCGAGACCCUGGGAAUAAAGUAUCAAUUCUACAGAGACAAAUGGAAACCUGGCCACCUUCAAGCUCCAGUGCUCCAGCUUCAACUUUCUAUGGGCCCAGUCUGGCGGUCCUGGCACUGUGCCAGGAGAACCCAGAGACAGCCUUACCCAUAGCAGCCCGCUUUGCCAAGUACCUGAGGUUCAGUUCCUCCCCCUUCAAUGUGGACACAGGAGCAAUGGCGACUUUAGCUCUGACCUGUAUGUACAACAGGAUCCCAGAAAGUUCAGAGGAAGGUUACAGAAUUCUGUUCAGUCAGGUACUAGAGGAAGCCAUGAAGAAUAUCAGCAUGAGGAUCAAAGACAAUGGCAUCAUUGGAAACAUCUACAGUACUGGCCUUGCCAUGCAGGCUCUCUCUGUGACACCUAAGCAACCUAACAAGGAGUGGAACUGCCAGAAGACCAUGGACACAAUACUUAAGGAGACUGAGCAGGGGAAAUUCCACAAUCCCAUGGCCAUUGCCCAAAUCCUCCCUUCCCUGAAAGGCAAGACAUACCUGGAUGUGCCCCAUGUGUCUUGCAGCCCUGGUGAUGAAGUGCAACCAACUCUCCCCACUCAACCCAGCCCUGUUCCCACCACAGCCUCCAACAUCACCGUCAUAUACACCAUAAAUAACCAGCUGAGGGGGGUGGAUCUGUGCUUCAAUGUGACCAUCGACGUUAGUGUGAAACGUGGAUCAGUGCUACUUGUUGUCCUAGAGGAAGCACAGCGCAGAAAUUCCAUGUUCAAAUUUGAAACCACGAUGACAUCAUGGGGCCUUGUCAUCUCCUCCAUCAACAAUAUUGCUGAAAGUGUUCAUGAGCGGACAUACUGGCAAUUCCUUAGUGGCAAAACACCUUUGAAUGAAGGAGUUGCCGACUACAAACCCUUCAACCAUGAGCACAUCACAGCCAAUUUCACACAGUACUAAGGACAAGAUAUACGAAUGACCUAUACCAAGUUCACGAUUGAAGAUCACUCCCUGAUAAGGAAGAGGAACUAAAGAGAGCUUCCUCUAGCCUCUUCCAACUGAGAGCUAUAAUUCUUUGAAAUGACAAAGAAUCUUGCUCAGAAGCACAAAUGACUUGAGAUUUCUAAGAAGAAGAGGAACAACAACAACAAGAAUCCCGGUCAAGAAAAUGAAAAUAGAAAGGGAGAGAGAAUAGAACAAAAUAGUUCCAAAUUUUAUCUUGAGGACCAAACAUGCCAAACAGCCAUGAUGUUUUUUGGAAAGCAAAGUGAAUUUGAUCAAACAUAAAAAUAUGUA
Molecule: messenger RNA, 1590 nt
Organism: Zalophus californianus (California sea lion)
Lineage: Eukaryota; Metazoa; Chordata; Mammalia; Carnivora; Otariidae
Gene: CBLIF
Product: cobalamin binding intrinsic factor
Exons: 10
Coding region: 1-1254 (417 amino acids)
Biological process (GO): cobalamin transport
Molecular function (GO): cobalamin binding
Source: RefSeq, a predicted model, not a curated record